This is a messenger RNA of Nycticebus coucang (slow loris), 3579 nucleotides long. It is a transcript of the gene NCALD, whose product is annotated as neurocalcin delta. The record is from RefSeq and is a predicted model, not a curated record. The transcript is spliced from 7 exons. Gene Ontology annotation, molecular function: calcium ion binding; actin binding; tubulin binding. Gene Ontology annotation, biological process: calcium-mediated signaling. Gene Ontology annotation, cellular component: cytosol. NCBI's taxonomy places the organism in Eukaryota, Metazoa, Chordata, Mammalia, Primates, Lorisidae. The coding region runs from base 486 to 1067 and encodes 193 amino acids.
CACAGCAGGGCUGCACAGGGCAAGGUGCGGGAGUCCACAGCACCUGCAAACCGUGCCUCGACCAGGGCUCCCUGCUCUUGUCGUCCAGCCCACCCGGGAGAGGUGGCCUUCGGGGCAGCAGCAGAGAAGGGGUCGGCGGCCGUGAGGAGGGAGGCGGCGAGCGAGACUGGGACGGGGGGCGCGGCUGGCGGCGGUGCUGUCCAGGGGGAGGCGGGUGGAGGGAAGGCGCUGCCGCCGCCUCGCCUGCCGCGACACAGACGCCGGGAGCGGCCGAAGCGAGUGACUUCUUCUGACUUGAGCCUCUGGUGUGCUGUGAAAAAUCCACCACCAGAUCAUUUUGACUUUGGUUUUUUGCAACCAUCUACUAGUGACAGUCACAAAGGCUGUUGACCUACUGGUGAUAAAAUCUAUCGUGCGUGCUACUGAAGAAGGCUCUGAAGUCCCAGGCGCUGAGUGACUGCAUACUCUGAACUCUUGCUGCCAGGAUGGGCAAACAGAACAGCAAGCUGCGCCCGGAGGUCAUGCAGGACUUGCUAGAGAGCACGGACUUCACAGAGCAUGAAAUCCAGGAGUGGUAUAAGGGCUUCUUGAGAGACUGCCCCAGCGGACAUUUGUCAAUGGAGGAGUUUAAGAAAAUAUACGGGAACUUUUUCCCUUACGGGGAUGCUUCCAAAUUUGCAGAGCAUGUCUUCCGCACCUUCGAUGCCAAUGGAGAUGGGACAAUAGACUUUAGAGAAUUCAUCAUCGCCCUGAGCGUGACUUCGAGGGGGAAGCUGGAGCAGAAGCUGAAAUGGGCCUUCAGCAUGUAUGACCUGGAUGGAAAUGGCUACAUCAGUAAGGCCGAGAUGCUGGAGAUCGUGCAGGCAAUCUAUAAAAUGGUUUCCUCCGUAAUGAAAAUGCCUGAAGAUGAGUCAACCCCAGAGAAAAGGACAGAAAAGAUCUUCCGCCAGAUGGACACCAACAGAGACGGAAAACUUUCCCUGGAAGAGUUCAUCCGAGGAGCCAAAAGCGACCCGUCCAUAGUGCGCCUCCUGCAGUGCGACCCGAGCAGCGCCGGCCAGUUCUGAGCUGCGCCCCACCACUCCACGUGUAGAGCUGCUUGUGUCCCCCUUUGAUUUUUCUUUUUAACAGAUUUUUUUUUUUUUUUUUUGCCAAACAAUAUUGAUGGUGAUGCUGCCCCCUGUGCGGUCAGACGUGCUUCCCUCUGUGACGCCUUCAGCUUCUCUUGUCGUGGAUGCUUCGCAGGAAUGCCCAGAGCCCCAGUGUGCUUGUGGAGAGCAUGGACAGACUUUGCGGUGUUCAUUGUUUGACGAUUUGUAAUCGUUACUAUUAUUAUUUUCUUUCAAUUCUAAUGUCUCUCUUCUAAAACCUAAGACUCGGGGUGGGGUGGGAGGCUACAAGAGAAGGGAAACCCAUCUAGCCCAGUGAUUCCCCUGGAAGCUUUGAGGGGGCUUUUGUUUGGAAGAACAGAACACCCCACCUGGGCCUGCUGUUGCACACAUGCAGAGGGGCCGGGUGGGUGGCACCUGAGGCUGGAUUCCCCAAGAACAAGUCAGCCUCUGGGACUGGGACAUUCCUCCAGGGAGCCCAUUCCACCCUCCUCCCAGCAGGCUGUAGUUUCUAAGCUGUGAACAUUUCAAGGUAAAUUAAUAGAGGAGAGGAAAGAGAUGGCUCAGCUGUUUUUUCCCCCACAGGUUUACACUAGUUGAGCUGAUAUGAGUGUCUUUGGAAAUUAAAUACAGAGGGUAACAUAUUCCAAAACCAGACCCAUCUUACUGCCUAUUGUUAUUUACAAAAAAGAAAAAAAGACUGCUGUAUAUAAAAUAUUGGGUAUUGCAGACCAAAUUAAGUGUUUUUGCCUUGUUUAAAUGAAAUGCAUGUUUAGUGAGCACUAAUACAAUCUUAUUCCAGAGACUGUUUUAGUAGCUUAUUGUGAAGUAAGCCAAUUAUAAUGAAUGUCUAUGUCUUGUUUUAAAGUCAUAUCUGUCUUUGCACAAAUGUACCAAUCAACAAGUAUAUUUUAUGUAUUCCAUAAAAGUGCAGAAUGACCCUGCCCAGGGCUCGAUGUUAAUGUUGAAUGUCCUUCCAGAGUCGCAGCGCUGGGAGAGCAGAGGAAGAGCGGUGUGGCUAGGGCAUGUCAAAGAGGAGCUCCAGGAGGUCAGCAUUUACGGGAGGACUGAGGCAGGAGAUUUACUCACCUGGCCCAGCAGCUCAUUGGCAACAUGAAAUUGGAGGCCUGGGGCUUUUCUGAGCAGAUUGAAUAUUCUGCAGACUUAAAAAAGAUAGCAUGGAUGCUUGGGAAUUCCCAGUGGUUUAAUCCAUGUAUAUGGUUAGGGAGCCAUAUAUGGAACACUCACUUUUCCAGGUCCCCAGUGGCCCUUUCGAAGGCUCAGAGUUUGGUUUGAUCUAAUUCACUGUAAAGAAGAUAUGAACUAGUGAGUCUGUGGCUUCCAAGUCCCACUAUGGAGAACUCAAAAGUAUUUUGCUUGAAUGCAGAUUUCUAUUUCCAGAAGUGACAGCACAAAUUUGCUGUUUGGCCUGACCUCAUAGAUAUUACUUGGAAAUGAAGGUUAAGAGUAAAACUUGCCAGUCACAGGCAAGCCAUAUACUCUCACCAGCAGUUGGUAUGAUGGGCAACCUGCCCUGAGAGAAGGCAGAGACGUCCCAACUGCAUCUGUGGGCUCCUGUAGAAGCGGAGCAGAAAGAUAAACAUCACAACCAGGAGGGAAGUGUCACUGAGUCCUUUCUAACCUCCAGGAUCCUGUACAUGACCUCAGUUCAGUCUAGCUAGUAGCAAAAAUCCAAAUUUGCAUAGUGGACCAAAAUGAACCAAACUUUAAGAUGAAAUUCUGAGACCUGGACUUGGUAAUGUCAUCUUAGUUUUCCUCAUAGUGGUUCUAUACCAAGACUUGCCAAAUUCCUUCAUGGCCCAAGGGGUAAAAUAUUUUUUUGAAAAACAGGGAAUUAACCUAAGUCAUGGAGUGCAGAGGGGGCCCAGCACCCCCUAUGGGUGUGUUCAGGAGUUGCACCCCACUUUUUUCUGGGUUGCACUGAAGGCCUCUCUUCUCCCUUUAGUUCUCCUUUGAUGGGUGAAGUCAGUUAAUGAUCAGAGAAACCUGCCUGGGCCCUGCCCUUGGUCAUGACAUCUUGCUGAGCCAGACCCACUCUCUUCCCUAGAACCUAGAGCUGGGGUGAGGAGCACAGAGGAAGGUCUCCAGCUGUUCAGGAAAGAAAACAGAGCCAGACGCUUGGCUAAUGAAUGCCGAUGCUCCCAGGGCGUGCGGAAAUAGCCCUUGUCCUGCUGCUGACCCUGUCUGUGUCUUCUCAAGGGUUGUUUUUCUCCUUCUCCUCCUUCCCAGGCAGGCCCUUGUAUGUCUAAUUCAGGGCACUCAAGUUUGGCCCAGGGACUCCAUGACACCCAGGGGCAGAAUGCCUAAAAAAGUGUGGGUCACUCCUGUGCUGGGCUGCUCAUUGUCAUUUCUGUGUUCAGGGACCUCUGGAUAUGGCCUGUUCUGAACCAGAUAAAGCCAGCCUGUGAUGUCUAAGGGACUGGAAUAAAGUGGCUUACGACCUGAAGGA